GCAGUUCCAAGGCUGCGUCUUUGCACUGGACAGGCGAGAGAGCUGUCAGUGUCCUCUUGCUGGGUCUCCUUCCUGCAGCCUACCUGUAUCCUGGACCAGCCAUGGACUAUUCACUGGCUGCAGCCCUCACUCUCCAUGGCCACUGGGGUCUUGGGCAGGUUAUAACUGACUACGUCCAUGGAGAUAUACCCAUUAAACUGGCCAAUACAGGUCUGUAUGUACUAUCGGCCGUUACCUUCGCUGGCCUCUGCUACUUCAACUAUUAUGAUGUUGGUAUCUGCAAGGCUGUUGCCAUGCUGUGGAGCCUCUAA
This is a messenger RNA of Fulmarus glacialis (Northern fulmar), 311 nucleotides long. It is a transcript of the gene SDHD, whose product is annotated as succinate dehydrogenase complex, subunit D, integral membrane protein. Lineage: Eukaryota; Metazoa; Chordata; Aves; Procellariiformes; Procellariidae. The annotation marks the transcript as partial. Gene Ontology annotation, molecular function: heme binding; ubiquinone binding. Gene Ontology annotation, cellular component: mitochondrial envelope; membrane. The record is from RefSeq and is a predicted model, not a curated record. The transcript is spliced from 2 exons. Gene Ontology annotation, biological process: tricarboxylic acid cycle; mitochondrial electron transport, succinate to ubiquinone.